GGCUCCUUCUACGUCGGCGAGUGGCAGGGCGACAAGAAGAGCGGCUUCGGCACGCAGACCUGGACGUCCGGCGACAAGUACGAGGGCGAGUGGUCCGACGGCAAGCAGCAGGGCAAGGGCAGCUUCUGGAAGAAGGAGAACGGGCGCCUGCGCAAGCGCUACGCCGGCGACUGGGUCGGCGGCCAGCGCACGGGCCUGGGCGUGCUCGUCUACAAGAACGGCGACAAGUACGAGGGCGAGUGGGCGCGGAACGAGCGCCACGGCAGCGGCAACAUGUCGUACGCGGACGGCGGCCACUACGAGGGCGGCUGGGUCGCGAACAAGCGCGCGGGGCUGGGCAUCUUCCGCCUCGCCAACGGGGACCGCUACGAGGGCCACUGGCUCAACGACGACAAGGAGGGGCCGGGCCGCUACUUCUACAAGUCCACGCGGAAGGUCUACGAGGGCGAGUGGGUCGCGGGCGUGCCCCGCUGCGGCGCGUUCCGCGAC
Molecule: messenger RNA, 489 nt
Organism: Aureococcus anophagefferens
Lineage: Eukaryota; Pelagophyceae; Pelagomonadales; Pelagomonadaceae
Exons: 2
Source: RefSeq, a predicted model, not a curated record